This is a messenger RNA of Striga asiatica, 1572 nucleotides long. NCBI's taxonomy places the organism in Eukaryota, Viridiplantae, Streptophyta, Magnoliopsida, Lamiales, Orobanchaceae. The record is from the annotation of a GenBank genome assembly.
CACGCUUGCCUAUCCUCAUCAUCACUAGUUGGGCCUAUCAACAGAAUUACCCACCUGAUUGCUGAUACUUUACGCCGUGAUUCGAUCGAUGCCACACUACGAAUCCCCGCUUUUUUCUUCAAAGAAAAAAGGAAAGGGGAAAAAGAAGAAAGCCAACAAAAAGAUUUCCAGAAUAUUUGGAUUAAUUAACUUAUGCUUGAAGCCCUCAUCAAUUUUAUCCGUGUCUGUUUAAAAUCAUCUUAUCUCACUCAUCUGGGCUGUUGUAUUUUUGGUUUGGAUCGAAUGAGAUAGAAUCAUAGAUCAAAAAAUUCAAUCUUGAAAAAAAUAAAAAAAUAAUAGUCGGGCUUGAAGGAAAAUGGCGAUGUGGGUUUUCGGGUACGGGUCUCUGAUAUGGAAAGCGGGUUUCCGGUACGAUGAGCGGGUCGUGGGUUUCAUCAAAGACUAUCGCCGUGUUUUCUACCAAGGAAGCACGGAUCAUAGAGGGACACCUGAGUUUCCCGGAAGAACCGUCACAUUGGAGCCUGCAAAGGGGGAAAAAUGCUGGGGCGCGGCUUACAAAAUAACACACAAGGAAGAUAAACUGACUGCUUUGGAGUAUCUUGAAGUGAGGGAGAAGCAGUAUGACAAGAAGGAAUACGUUGAUUUUUUUACUGAAUCCAAUGAUAUGACACCUCUUGUUUCGAACGUUAUGGUAUACAUAGCAUCUGCAGACAAGACAUUGAACCAGAACUACUUGGGACCUGCCUCACUUGAAGAAAUUGCCAUGCAAAUAGUCAAGGCACAAGGCCCCUCAGGACCAAAUAGAGAAUACAUUUUCAAACUAGAAAAUGCUCUUAUUCAAAUAGGAUGUGAAGACAAGCAUGUCACUGAUUUGGCAAAUGAAGUUAGGCGUAUAAUCUCACAAGGGGAACCGGACAUUGAAUUAUAAAGAUCAUCAUAUUAUGUCGUUAAACUAUUGGUGAAGUUUAUGAAAACCAGAUGAUUCUUCAUUCUUUUGGUAUUGAACAUAAUUAUUUUCUCAAAAAACACAGCUUUUCCUCCCUUUGAGAUGUUAUGAUGGUGUACAUAUCUAACUAGUUCACAUUAUUUGUUUCAAUCUGAAUUUCAAUGAACAAUAACCAACAAUGCACCAACUUCGUUACAUAAUCUCACGUUCGAUGGCAUUCACACUUGUGUACAUUUGACAAUAAACAGAAACUAAAGGUUUUUUUUCAUCUUUUUCUCCCUUGUCCACUUUUCGUGGGUCUUUACAACUUAAACAGCAAACUAGAGUUACAUUCAAAUUUACACACACAAGAAUAGACCCCUUUGUAUCACAAUUUACAAGACCUUCAAUGCAAUCUUGCUUGUGUGAUGGACCCCAUGGGCAGCAACUUUCAGAAUAGCUCGACCUUGGUACAAACUGUAAAACAGAAGGCCCACAAAGUAAAUCGACAUACCAAAGUGAAACAGCAAAAUACUUUUUCAACAGGAAUGGUCUAUUGGCAAAAAACACAUCACCCGACUAACUUGCAUAUAAAAUUUAAUCUCUUUCACAAUAUUUCAAGAAUACGAAUAUGCUCAUAAGGUUAC